UAUACCAUGGUGCACUUUAAACGAAAAUAUUAGAUUACUCUAUUAUAUUUCGGUGUAAAAUAUGUAUCAAUGGUCGAUUUUGUCAGUGAUAAAGUACUUGAAAUUCCUCCAGUGUGUCUUUGUAGGGUGUGCCACACUUGCUUUAGACAAGAACCAGCGCAUGAUCAGACGCUGCGAGAAACAGAUCAGACUGAACUUUCGCUUAAUUUAUGCUCUGUGCCAUUUGUGAUCGAUUAAAAGACCAACCGGAUUCACAUUGACUGCUUAAAGCCUGAGAGGAAAAAGGACCGACAUAUAUACUUUUACUAUUGAAUCCCAAGAUGGCCGCACAGCUGCAGAAACUGGUUGCACAGAAAAAGGAUGUUGUGGAGAACGUCAUGGAAGUGUUUGAGCAGGGUGCAGAAGUGGUGGCCAGUAUCGCUGGAGAUCUCUUCCCAGUGUUCUCCAUUGCGGCUCCGAUCGUAAGGCUGGCGCUGGACAACGUCGAAAGCAAAGAAGCCGAAUACAUGAAGGAGCAGUUCCAGAAAGUGAGAGACCGCCUUGAAGUUGUUUCAGAAGAAGUCCAGCAGAUAAACCAGGAGAUCAAGAAAAGCGGAGUCGAUGCCACCUACUUCACCGUGGAGGAGAAUCUGACCAACCAGUUCCGCAAGUUCAUGGACGUCCUGAACGCCAAACCCAAAUUCAGAGAGGUCAGGAAGAAGACGUUCUUGGACCACUUCAACCGGACAGGCGGCGAUAAAAACCUGCACACUCUUUAUAGCGCAGUAACCGGAGAUAACUUCUCAGGGGAGUCCGUGCUGGAGAUCACUCUGAAUUACGAGCAGAAGAGCCGAAGGGCGGUGGAGGAGUAUUGCGCCACGCUCAAGAAAUUAUUCUGUGUCGGUUUGAUCGCUCUACUGGGACACGCUGCACUAAAAGGCGACGACGAGGAGGAGAAGUUGCUUCAAGAGUGGAGCGAAAAGAUGAAAGUAGUCCAGUCGAAAAUGAUCGUCGUGAUUGAAGACUGCAUUAAUAGCUUUCCUACGCAAUCUGAGCUGGACGCCAAACGCAUAGUGAGAGACCAAAGCGACAAAAGCAACCAGCAACUGGCCGACAUGCUGGUAGAGCACCUAAAAAAGAAGUACGACUGGGUUUGCUGGUCGGUCCGCAUCUUUAACUCACCCACUGGAUUGUUCACCAACAAGAAAGACUUCCAGGGUUUGACAGGAAAGAGCCGCUUUCAGGUGCCGACGUCUGAUGACAAACUCAACGUUGUGGUUUCUUACAGCGCCUCGCCUGAGCCUGUCGAUAAAGCCCGGAUACAGAGUCUGGUUUUGGAGCAGAAGAAGCUUCCGAUGACGCAGUUGGCUGAACUUCUGUUUGACACAAUUCCCGUCUGUGUGGUUCACACAAUCAAGACCUCAUGUAAAGAUUUGGGUUAUUCCACCAGCUUCUCUGAAGAGCUGCACUUCUUUGAGGAGUAUAAGAACUUCUGUGUGUUUCUUCAUUCUGCUUAAAUGAGACUGAUGUUAUGAUAAAGAGCUGAGCUAAAGGGGUGUUGCACAAAAGCAAGAUAAGGGAUUGAGCUGGGAUUUUCAAUACAUCCUGGCUGAAUUUAGGCUUGGUUAAGCCAAAUUUAGCUACUAUUGAGACAGCCAGUCUAAGAUUAAUCCUAUUGAUUUAUCUGCUGGUUUUGCUCUAAAUGUUACUAGAAAUGAAUGUGUUUUACAGUCACAAUAUUACUAUUUUAUUUGCUAAUAUAUCAAAUUAUUAUAUAAAGAGAUCAAAUAAAUCGAAAGAGAAUAAAUGAAUAAAUGAAAGAGAUUAAAAAAGUAUACACUACCUGACAAGUCUUGU
Messenger RNA from Danio rerio (zebrafish), 1836 nucleotides. Lineage: Eukaryota; Metazoa; Chordata; Actinopteri; Cypriniformes; Danionidae. The record is from RefSeq and is a predicted model, not a curated record.